Molecule: messenger RNA, 2869 nt
Organism: Colossoma macropomum (tambaqui)
Lineage: Eukaryota; Metazoa; Chordata; Actinopteri; Characiformes; Serrasalmidae
Gene: tmcc2
Product: transmembrane and coiled-coil domain family 2
Exons: 6
Coding region: 316-1728 (470 amino acids)
Biological process (GO): amyloid precursor protein metabolic process
Cellular component (GO): endomembrane system
Source: RefSeq, a predicted model, not a curated record
AGCCGGACUGCCUGCACUGGAACAGUAAACACAGCGACAGACCCACAGCGUCAGGAGCGACAGGAGGAGAGGAGAAAACGAGGAAGCAAAGAAGAGAGGAAAGCAGAGGAGAGGAGCGAGGGAUGGCGGGGCGGAGGAGUAGCCGCAGCGGUUUCCGCCAUAAACAAAAACCCGGCAGACAGAGAGAGAGCUAGACAGCGAGGGGGGAAGGGAAGGGAGAGGGAGAGACAGAGGGAGAGAGGGAGAGAACAGAGAAAGAGAAGGAGAGAGGGAUGGGCCUCUCAAACAAAGCUGCACUGAUACUGCCAAUCCUGGAUGAAUAGCAUGCUGGAUAAGAGCGAGGUGUCCACUCUGGGUGUGCCGGCGGUGGCGUCCCAUGGCGGGUCAGACAGUAACAUCAGCGUGGAGGGGGUGUGCAUGGGUGCGUGUGAGGGCGAAGCUCAGCGCACUCGUGCCGCUCUGGAGCACCUGCAGCAGAAGAUCCUGAAGAUCACGGAGCAGAUUCGUGUGGAGCAGGAGGCACGCGACAACAACGUGGCAGAAUACCUCAAACUCGCCCACAAUGCAGACAAACAGCAGGCCGCCCGCAUCAAACAGGUUUUUGAGAAGAAGAACCAGAAAUCAGCCCAGACCAUCGCACACCUCCAUAAGAAGCUCGAGCACUACCACAAGAAGCUCAAAGAGAUCGAGCAGAACGGACUCGCCCGGCAGCCCAAAGAUGUCCUGCGGGACAUGCAGCAGGGCCUGAAGGACGUUGGAGCCAAUAUGCGUGCUGGCAUUAGCGGGUUCGGAGGGGGUGUUGUGGAAGGUGUGAAGGGUGGAGUCUCUGCGCUCACUCACACGGCCGCCGUGGUGUCCAAACCGCGGGAGUUCGCCAGCCUCAUCCGCAACAAGUUCGGCAGUGCGGAUAACAUCGCCCACCUGAAAGAGUCGCUGGAGGAGUGCCAGGCUGAGGAGACGCCGCGGGCACUGUGCGGCAGCGCCACGCUCGUCUCAAGCCCAAAAUAUGGCAGCGACGAUGAGUGUUCCAGCGCUACUUCAGGGUCCGGUGCUGGGAGCAACUCUGGAGGAGCCGGAGCCAUGUCGGGGUUGGGGGCAGGCAUGGGCAUGGGCAGCCCAAGGCUGGACGGGCACCAUCAUCACCAUCACCACUCGUGGGAUGCGCUGCUGGAGGGACUGCAGGAGAUCAAGGCCAGUCAGGCACAGAUGGAGGACGCCAUGGAAGACAUGAAGAAUCAGCUACAGAGCGACUACUCCUACAUGACACAGUGCCUGCAGGAGGAGAGAUACAGGUACGAACGUCUGGAGGAGCAGCUGAAUGACCUGAGUGAGCUCCAUCAGAAUGAACUGACCAACCUGAAACAGGAGCUGGCCAGUAUGGAGGAAAAGGUCGCCUACCAGUCCUAUGAGAGAGCCAGGGACAUACAGGAGGCAGUGGAGUCGUGUCUGACUCGCAUCUCCAAGCUGGAGCUUCAGCAGCAGCAGCAGCAGGUGGUGCAGCUGGAGGGAGUGGAGAACGCUAACGCUCGCGCGCUGCUCGGAAAACUCAUCAACGUCAUCCUGGCCCUCAUGGCUGUGCUGCUGGUGUUCGUCUCCACCAUGGCCAACUUCAUCACCCCGCUGAUGAAGACGCGCACCCGCGUGGCCACCAGCGUCGCCCUCGCGCUCUUCCUCAUCACACUCUGGAAACACUGGGAUUGGCUGGAGCUCUGGCUGCUGCCCAGCUGAGUUGCGCGACCUCUGCCGGUACAGCAGUGGCUACGUUCACAUUACAGCGUUGAAGCGGCUCAAAUCCGAGCUGUGUGAACACAAAAACCUGAAUCAGGUUUGAGUCUCUUUCAUAUGUGCUCGUAGAUCCAUAUCUGAUACGUGGUCAAGGGGACAGUCAAAUCAGAAUUCACACGGUUUUAUUUUCACAAAACCAAAAUCUGAUUGGUUGUUGCAUCUGAUAACAGUGCGUUUUUUCACCAAACCUGUAUCAUUUGACAUCAACCACAAUGAGCUCUUUACUCCGAGCUGAUGGAACUAUGUUUUUUGGAGGAAGAAAAUGGCAAUAUUAAAAUCUCAUAUGCCACCGUGCAAAAGUUUGGAAUCAAAGUUUUAAUUGAUUCACAAAUCAGAAUCUGAUUUCAGAUGAUCAGUAAGCCUCCAGGACGCUGUAAAUAGAAUUUAGAAAUGUUCGAUGUGUCCAGAAUGAUGAACAGAGCUGUAAAAUACUCUAAAAUGACAGAGAAAACUGUACAAAAUUAAGAAUAAGUUUUAAUAUCUAGAAUUCAUCAUGUUUCAAAAGUGAUCAAAUCUCAAGACGGGUGACUCGGCAAAAGGUUAAUGUAAAUAAAUAAUUACAGUGUAUUAUUUAUCAAUCAAUAACCUGUUCACAGAAUCCUUGAAGUACUGAAUAAAAUAUCUAAAAUACCUUUUGGCAAAUAGUUUGUAAUGUUUAAAUCCACAGUUCAUAAGUAAUAAUUGUAUAUAAAAUUAUAAAAGCAUCAAUACAGCAUUGCAAAUUCUUGAAAGGUAGCAUAUAUGAAAAAAUGUCCAGGCCAUCUUUGCAUUACUUUUGUUUUACUUCGCAAAACUUAUAUAAGCAAUAGAACAAAGUUAUGACUUUAUUCACAAUAAUGCACCACCUUCAGUGUUCUGUUUUAUUUUUAAUCACUGCUGUGUAUCACUGCGGUCAUCGUACGGCUUUAUGAUUCCCACAAUUCCUUUGCGGGUAAACAACAGAUAUGGGUCACUUACACAUGUGAAUGUGGACUAUUAAGGGCAGAUAAAUCAGAUCUGAGCCAAACAUCAGAAUUGGUCUACCCAGGCUCCGCCCACAGAUGUGUUGUUUUGUAGUACCUGUUGUGAGGUUGGACAAGCUUUA